AUGGUGAACUUUCAUACUGUAUUCAUUUCUCUGUCUAAUGCCAAAACCAUGUCUGAACCACAAAAUACAACAUCAUCAUCAUCAGCAUUGGUACCAGUUCACCAUUACCAGCACCACCAUGAACCAGAACAAGAAACACAAGUAAUUGUAUCUCAAGUUGCAUUACCUAAUCCCUCUGCAUCGUCAUCUUUAAUCAGAGAAUACAGAAAAGGAAAUUGGACACUCCAUGAAACCCUAGUUCUAAUAACAGCUAAAAAAAUGGAUGAUGAGAGAAGAACCACAACAAAAUCUUCUUCUACUACUACAGCUAAUACCCCACCAUUACUGGUUGUCCCUACCAAUAAAUCCUCCUCUUCUUCUUCUUCUGGUUGUAGAAGUGCUGAGCUUAGAUGGAAAUGGGUUGAAAAUUAUUGCUGGAAGAAUGGAUGUAUGCGAAGUCAAAAUCAAUGUAAUGAUAAAUGGGAUAAUCUGUUAAGAGAUUAUAAGAAAGUUCGCGAAUAUGAAUCAAGAUCUUCGUUUUCUACUACGACUACCACUACUACGAGUGAUAAUUUAAUAAUCCCUUCUUACUGGCAGAUGGAAAAACAUGAACGUAAAGAAAGAAAUCUACCAACUAAUCUUUUUUUUGAAGCAUUUCAAUCUCUUAAUGAAGUUGUUCAACGUAGACAUCUACAACGACAAUCUCAUCCAAAACCAUCUCAACCAUCCAAUAUUAUAGUCUCAACUACCUGUCCCCCUACUAUUUCGGUUGCCAUUCCACCACCACAAGCACUACCUCAUCAACAUCGUUUUCUUCCACCACCUCCUCUACAACCACCGCAAUCUCUUCUGCCACCACUAGUGGAAACAAUAACAACUCCAACGACAGAUUCAACGGAAACAGAAGGGAGCAGCGAGAGAUUAGAGACGGCCGAUAGAAAACGGAAGAGUAAAGUACGUAAACUGGGUGCAAGUAUAACCAGAAGUGCAUCUGUUUUAACUAAAACAUUAACCGAUUGUGAAGAAAUGAAAGAAAAAAGACAUCAACAUAAAAUGCAACUUGAAGAAAGAAAGCUUCAGAUUGAAGAAACAAAAAUUGAAGUUAACAAGCAAGGAUUUAAUGGGUUAAUUACAGCCAUUAAUAAUCUUUCUGGUGCAAUCCAAUCAUUAGUAUCAUCAAACCGUCAGAAUAAUGCUAGCUAAUUAGCACAUAUAAUAACAGCAGAUUCUUAGCUCAUUGUGUAGGUUACGUAUCGGGUGUAAAAAUACGUUUUUUUCUUCUAUCGUUUAAUGAUGAUUUUAAUUGUUUGUUAUAAUUCCAUUCUUGGAA
Molecule: messenger RNA, 1309 nt
Organism: Papaver somniferum (opium poppy)
Lineage: Eukaryota; Viridiplantae; Streptophyta; Magnoliopsida; Ranunculales; Papaveraceae
Exons: 3
Coding region: 1-1182 (393 amino acids)
Source: RefSeq, a predicted model, not a curated record